Halichondria panicea is the source of this 4473-nucleotide messenger RNA. RefSeq names its product ATPase family AAA domain-containing protein 2-like. The record is from RefSeq and is a predicted model, not a curated record. NCBI's taxonomy places the organism in Eukaryota, Metazoa, Porifera, Demospongiae, Suberitida, Halichondriidae. Gene Ontology annotation, biological process: positive regulation of transcription by RNA polymerase II. Gene Ontology annotation, cellular component: nucleus. Gene Ontology annotation, molecular function: ATP binding; ATP hydrolysis activity; chromatin binding. The transcript has 19 exons. Bases 145 to 4401 code for a protein of 1418 amino acids.
CAUUGUCGGUAUGGUAAAGAUCGUUUAUGUUCCCGGGAAAUGUAAAUUGUGGCGACCUCAUUUGGUGCUGCCGCCCUGAUAAACUCUUCGCAGUGUAUUUGUAAGCUGCUAGUGACUUGACAGUUGGAGGGAGCCAAGAUAAAGAUGAGUGAAGGUACUGAUAUGGACAGCUCUCUGUCUGUUCGACGCUCACUACGGAAUGCUGUAAAUCAGUCGCUGAUGAGUCAAGACGACACCACUAAUCGCAAGCGAGAUUCGCUGGAGGAGGAGGAGGUUGACACGGGGCUCACUGAUGGUCUGAGGAGGGCUAAGAGGAUCAAAAUAGAGCAGGCAGACGAUGAGUAUAGCGAUGAAGAAGAGGACAUUAUUGUAGCUUCCAAACGUGGGCGUAGCAGGCCAAAACAAAGGUAUUCUACGAAAAAGCACCCUCUUCAGAACAAGCAGCGGAGACACAGCAGUGGGGAAUUCCCCAGGAGGCGUGGCAAGGAGGAUUUCCCCGUGAGAAGGAGCACGCGAGAAAAGAGACUCAUUUUUGCAACCCUGAACACGGCAGACAUGUUGAAACAGAUCGAAGGGCAACAAGCCUUUCCCCUUUAUGAGACUGAGGAUUGGAUGGAUCCUUAUGAAAAGUUGCUUUCUCCUCGGAGAGAUCUUCGUCGGAGUAGUCGACAUCAUCAUGGUGAGAAAGACGGAGGUGGUGAGGCUAGUGAGGGUGGUGGUGGAGCCAGUGGAGGGAAGAGCUCUGGUAGUGAAGGCAAGAAAGGAGAGGAAGAUGAAAACAAAGAAAAACAAGAACAUGAAGGCACAGGAACGGGAAGCAAUGGCGACGAGUCUGGCAAAGAGGAGGAGGAGGGGGAGAGUGAUGAUGAGCAGUCUGAGGGAGAAGGGGAGGUCGGCUACUACCUCCGCAAGAGGAGGCCAGUCAUCUACCAGUACCAGCCAGUCUUGCAGGUGGUGGAGGAUGACACGCCUCCUAAGACUCGUCGGAGACAAAGAGGCGGGGGCAAUCUCAAACGCCCCUCCACUGCUUACAUCCCUCGGAAGCCGAGAGUGGAUGGAGCCAGGAAGAGACAAGCUCAGCAUCAUGGAAACUCAUCAACCUCUUCAUCAGGUACUGACUCAGAUGAGGCCAAGUUCAGGAGACGUAAAAAGAGGAGUAUGGCCAAGGCUCGCUCCCUUUGUCUUCCCAUGAACUUUGACCCUGAGGACGUGUCUACAGGGAGUGUGAUCCGGGACCGUUCCCGCAUUGGAGCCAGUCUGGCCGACGUCGACCCCAUGAGCAUUGACAGGGAGGUGACCUUUGACCUAGUGGGUGGCCACAAACACCACAUCCGUGCCCUCAAGGAAAUGAUUGUCUUCCCCCUCCUAUACCCGGAGGUGUUUGAGCGAUUCAAGAUCACUCCACCACGGGGGGUCCUUUUCUUUGGCCCCCCAGGAUGCGGCAAGACUCUGAUGGCACGGGCACUGGCCAACGAGUGCUCCAAGGGUGGGAAGAAAGUGGCAUUCUUCAUGAGGAAGGGAGCGGACUGUCUCAGCAAGUGGGUAGGAGAGUCAGAGAGACAACUCAGACUCCUCUUUGAUCAGGCAUACCAAAUGCGUCCCUCCAUUAUCUUCUUUGACGAGAUUGACGGGUUGGCCCCUGUUCGUUCCAGUCGUCAGGACCAGAUCCACUCGUCCAUUGUCUCCACGCUCCUCGCACUCAUGGAUGGACUCGACAACCGAGGGGAGAUAGUCGUCAUUGGAGCAACCAAUCGGAUUGAUGCAAUCGAUCCAGCCCUCCGAAGACCCGGGAGAUUUGAUCGAGAAUUUGUAUUUCCUUUGCCUUCAAGAGAGGAUCGUCUCAAUAUUCUCUCCAUCCACACCCGACUUUGGCAGCCCCAAUUAAAGCCCGCCUUCCUCUCCGAGCUGGCGGACAAUACUGUGGGAUACUGCGGUGCGGACCUGAGGGCACUUUGUACUGAAGCUACCCUGUACGCAUUGAGACGAAAAUACCCUCAAAUCUAUAAUACCACUCAAAAACUAGUCCUCGACGUUUCAUCGAUUAAUGUGCAAGCGUCCGAUUUCUACAAGAGCCUGAAGAGUAUUGUACCCACUGCACAGCGCUCUGACGCUUCAUCUGGUCGAGCCCUCGCCGAGAUUAUGAGACCCCUCUACCUCGAGACCCUGUCAUCUGCUCUCGCUCAGGUUGGGUUCAUUUUCCCCCCUGCAUGGAAGUUGGUCAAUAAAGCCGGCAAAGAAGUUCAAGGACUGCUGGAAAUUGAGGCAAAAUGCAGCGAAGAGCUCAAGACUAAUAUCGAGAUGUUUCAGAGUGCUGGGAGAAGAAACAGUGUCCUGGUUGAAACAAGUGCCGAGCUUCAUAGAGUCAACCACAGUGGUGUGAACAACUGGAGUGGUCAUGCUGACAAGAGAAGGUCUAGCACCUGCAAAACUGGAUCGUCAUCUCGACAGAAGGAAAUUAUUAGAAGCAGUCUGUUCAAGAUCGAUAAUCUAGAAGACAUUUACUUUGACCUGAGUGAAGUCGUUGAAGAUGAGACGCAAAGAGACAGCAUUUUAGUGGCUGAAGAAAAUUCCACAAGUGAUGUGGCAACUGUCAGCUUGAACGAAAGCAAUGAAAGAGCUACUGCCAUGUCUGCUGCUACAUCUACUCGCUAUUUAAGUAACUCCUCCCACCCACAUGCCACUCCCCCUGUAUAUCGUCCCCGGCUUAUUGUCUGCGGCCAAGGGGGGAUGGGUCAAAGUUCACACCUCGCCCCCGCCAUACUACAUGCUCUUGAGGACUUUCAAGUACAGACACUAGACCUACCCGCACUAUUCGCUGUGUCCACUAAGACCCCGGAAGAAGCUUGCGCACAAAUAUUCCGAGAAGCCAAGAGGCUAGCUCCGUCGGUGGUGUACGUGCCUCAGAUUUCGUCGUGGUGGGAAAUUGUCCCGGGGACAUUCCACGCCACGUUCCUUUCGAUUCUCUGCUCCCUCCCCCCGGACACACCACUCCUAGUGCUGGCCACAACCGAGUGCCCCUGGACUGACCUCCCUCCCCUCCUCAAGGACCUUUUCAGAGAGGUGAACAGUGAAGUGUUCACGUUGGCCCCGCCCUCUCGAGAGCAGCGGAUGAGGUUCUUCUCACGAGUACUCCUGGAGAAGCCACUCCUCCCACCGCCACCACCACCCAGGGCACCAACAGCUGAAGUGCUGGAAGAGCUCUCUGUUGCCCCGUCCCCGCAGUCGAGAAAACUGACCAAUGAGGAGCUGACAAAGAUCGAGAAACAACGAGAGGCCGUUUUACGAGAGUUGCGAAUAUUCCUGCGAGAUACAACCAAUAAGCUGCUCGCUGAGAGGAAGUUUAAAGAGUUUGUGAAACCAGUCAACCCAGAGGAGGUGCCUGACUACCACGAGAUUAUCUCUGUGCCGAUGGACCUGAGCACCAUUAUGAGAAAGAUUGAUGAGCAUCGUUACACCACCCCCAAACAGUGGAUGAUCGACGUCAACCAUAUCACCAUGAACUCAUUAGAGUACAACCCCGAGCAUGACUCUGAGAGCAGACUAUUACGACACAGAGCGUUGGCACUGCAGGACACAGCCAACUCCAUCCUUGAUCACGAGCUCAGUGAGGACUUUGAAAAGCAAUGUGAAGAAAUUGCUGAUACCUAUAAAAGACUAGGAAAAGACCCCAGUGAAUCUUCCCCAUUGAAAUAUGCUCAAAGAAGACGCGCUACAAGCCAGUCAGACGACCCACAUGCAGACCUCUACAAUGCCCCCAGACGCAGCCUCAGGCAGAAAGGCCUCCAGGCAGAGGAGAGAGGGUUCCCGUACUACAGUCCAUCCAAGAGCAGGCUGGUCAAACACGAGAGAGGGGCCUCACACGAUCACAUUAUGGACUAUGAACAGAGAAGCGGCGAAGAAGAAACUCAAGAUGAACUGACUUCACAGAGCGAACCUGCCAAGAUGUGUGCCUCAAAGAGACAUCCGUUACAAAACUCAAAUGUGCGCCGACAGAUCAUUCGUCCUUGGGAAGACCACUCCCCUUCACCGACACUACCUAAUGGCACCACAGAAUCGUCUGAGAUCCCUACAGUUGUUGAAUCAAGCUCUGUAACUACGGCUGCUGAAGCUUUGGUUGAAAUGGGGACAGGGACUCCACCUAAACUGAACGCAUUACAAGACGUGGACAGUACACGUCAUCAUGCAAGACUACCGAGUACUGAAGCUGUGGAUGUGAUUAUAGAACGAGGGAGACUGUUGGCUCUGUUUGAGAGAGUAGUAGUAGCCACCGAGGAGGCCAGCUGCGAGCAGAUGGAGAGGAUGCAUGCUACGUUUGAGCAUAUCGUGUUCAGACACAGAAUGACCACAAACCGAUCUGAACUACUAGUGGACUUGGAAUUGGCUGUUCACCAAACUUUGUAACUGAUGACUGUACAUAUGUCAUGUUAUAAACAUCAUUUAUGUCAUUACCCAAUUAUUCUCUAAUGCAACAUG